AUGUCACAGUCAUCACAAUCAUCACAAUCAACAGCACCAACAACAGUUACAACAGCAAAUGAAUUGGUGUUGGAAAAGAGUUCGAAUAGCGCAGCCUCUGGACUUCAAAUAGAUCUUCAUCCAUUGGUUAUCAUCAAUAUAAGUGAUCACUUUACACGUUCCAAAGUCGAACAAACCAACACAGAUCAUGCCACACGUGUCAUUGGUGUACUCACCGGUCAACAAAACGGUAGAAACAUCGAAAUAUUCAAUUCCUUCGAAUUGGUACUCACCGCUACCAAACUAUUGGAUCUAGAGUAUUUAAGAAAGAAACAUGAACAAUUUAAAAAGGUAUUCCCAACUUAUGAGAUUUUGGGAUGGUAUGCAACCGGAUCAAAGGUUACCCAAGAGGAUCUUGCCAUUCACAAGCAAAUCAUGGAGUUGAAUGAGUCACCAAUCUUCUUGAUGUUGGACACCACCGCUGCCACUCUCAAUGCCAAGGAUCUACCGAUUGCCGUAUACGAAUCGGAAGUACACAUCGUUAACGAACAACCUGCCAUCCUCUUUGUAAAGACAACCUAUAAGAUCCAAACUGGUGAAGCUGAACGUAUCGGUGUUAAUCAUAUUGCUAAAGUAACUCCAUCAGGUGCUGAAGGUUCAUCACUUACAACACAUUUAUUCACAAUGCAAAAUGCUUUCUCUAUGAUGAAUAUUCGUGUCAAGAUUUUGCGUAAGUAUCUCCAGGGUGUAAAGGAUAAGACUAUUCCAUACGAUCACGGUAUCAUGAGACAAGUUGCUAGUCUUUGUAAUACUCUUCCAACUAUCAACAACGAAGAUUUCAAUAGAUCAUUUUUACAAGAAUUCAAUGAUGUAUUACUUGUUACAUAUUUGGCUGGUAUUACCAAGAGUUCAUCUAUCUUGAAUGAAUCAAUCGAUAAAUACCUCGUUUCACAUGAGAAACAAGGAAAGAGAAGAUUAUUUAUGUAA
Messenger RNA from Heterostelium album PN500, 966 nucleotides. RefSeq names its product COP9 signalosome complex subunit 6 (gene CSN6). Gene Ontology annotation, cellular component: COP9 signalosome. Gene Ontology annotation, molecular function: protein binding; metallopeptidase activity. The coding region runs from base 1 to 966 and encodes 321 amino acids. NCBI's taxonomy places the organism in Eukaryota, Evosea, Eumycetozoa, Acytosteliales, Acytosteliaceae. The record is from RefSeq and is a predicted model, not a curated record. Gene Ontology annotation, biological process: protein deneddylation. The transcript is spliced from 4 exons.